Molecule: messenger RNA, 1371 nt
Organism: Lachancea dasiensis
Lineage: Eukaryota; Fungi; Ascomycota; Saccharomycetes; Saccharomycetales; Saccharomycetaceae
Source: the annotation of a GenBank genome assembly
AUGGAUCUGCUAGGGGAUAUUGUCGAGAAAGACGCCACUGCUCCUUCGAGCGUGGAUGCGGCUCCAGCGACUGGUUUUCCGGCACUUUACGAGCCUGAAAAGAUAUCAUCCUGGAAAACAAGACUAUACCAAAAGAGACAGCGGUCGGGCGCUAAAACCACCAGCAAAACGUCCCAAGUCAAUGGUGGUAAGCCACCCGCUGCUGAGUCAAAGCUGAAAACAGAACCUGAAACGGUGGCUGAAGAGAUUCACCGCGAAAACGUUGCGCGCAUGCAGCAGAUGUCCGCCGACCAACUGGCGCAGGAAAAACGGGACAUUUUGGAGUCGCUGGACCCGAAAGUCAUUCAAAGCUUGAUGAAGAGACUCUCGAAGCAGGAUUCGGGCCAAAAAUCUGACCCACUCAAAGACUAUAUCAAGCCAAACACAGCUCCACUCUUCGCUGAAGUAGAAGGGGCACCAGGGACCUGGAUCGGCGGUUCUCGCGAAAUUGCUGAUCUGCCGCACCUUGACGACGAGAAAGUUAAUGAAGCCCUAGGAAUACAACCCAAGCCCUCCAAGCAUGUCAAAUUUGAGGGGGACGCUGAUAUACAGGAGCCUACGCAAAGCGAGCCUCUAGAUUUCGCAAGACCGAGCGCCGACGAGGAUGAUAUUGCCCCUCAAGAAUACCAGUUUGUACAGCAGAUGGACCACAUGAAGAACGAGGAACUACUCAACGACGUUCAUUUCAUGAGGCCUGUCAAAGAUGCUCAAGAAGACUUUGAAAGCUUGGAUAUUCACGACCCAGAAUUCGAUAACAAGCUGCACGAAAAGUAUUUCCCAGAUUUACCAAAAGAGGCAGACAAGCUUGCUUGGAUGAAACCAGUUCCCAAAGCAAGUGCCAACGACGUAAUUCAGGACGUCGCCCAGUGUAGGUUUGAUUUCAAAGGUAACCUAGUGCCGCCCAACCGCAAGAUCGAAAGUACUAGAAAUGGUCUCCACCAUCAUUCAGAGGAUCCUGAACUCGCCGGUUACACAAUUGGAGAACUCCAGCACUUGUCAAGGUCUACAUUUCCCUCCCAAAGAUGUAUAGCAAUUAGAACUUUGGGGAGAAUUCUUUACAAACUUGGCAAGCGGAACUACGACCAACUUGUUCCAGAGGUAGACGCUGAAACUUAUCAGGAGAUGGGUGGGGCUGAUGCUAUAGUGAGCCGAAUUUACACGAUGUUUUGGGAUCUUUGUAAGUCUCACCAGGUAAUCGAGUCGCUCACCGAGGCGGCAGACGAAUCAAUGACGAAAAACCUUUCAGUCCGGAACUAUGCGAUCGACGCCCUAUGGCUGUGGAAAGAAGGCGGCGGUGAUUCCAGAAGUGGUAGCAAGGAAGAAAGUACAUAA